Messenger RNA from Racocetra persica, 256 nucleotides. The record is from the annotation of a GenBank genome assembly. Lineage: Eukaryota; Fungi; Glomeromycota; Glomeromycetes; Diversisporales; Gigasporaceae.
AAAUGGUGAAUUAGUGCUUAUAAGAAAACGAUCUGAAAUAACUGAUGAUUCUAUUGUAAAUAGAAAAAGAGUGUCUGAAAAUGAUAGUAGAAAGGACCAAGUACCUAAAAUAAUUGAGUUAUCAAGUGACGAAAAGGACAAGAUACCUGAAAUAAUUGAGAUAUCAAGUGAUGAAAACAACCAGACACCUGGAGAUAAAUGGACAUCUGAAAUAAUUGUGUUAUUAAAUAUUUUAAGAGAACAAACUCCUGAAGCG